CUGGGCAGUCGGUCGGACGAGCGGGCAGUGUCGGGUGUCCGCGCGCGCUCCUGGGAGCACACGGCAGGGUCGUGCGCCGAUUGGUGAUGGAGGAGGCGGCGCGGCGGCUGGUGCCGCUGUGGGCCGCGCUGCUGGUGGUGCCGCUGGUGCUGGUGUCUGCUCAGACCGAAGUGGGAGGUAUCUACAGCCAACGGACGCGCUGGGAGCGCGCCCGUUCGCCCUAUGUGGCCAGCAGCGAUGUGCUUAUCACGGAGACGGGCGAGGUCGAGGUCGAGCCGGGCGUUGUGGUGGAGUUUCGACCCGGUAUCGGUGUGACCGUGCGCGGCGGACGACUGGUCGCUGAGGGCACCGAGCGGGACCGGAUAGUGUUCACGACCUCUGAGGAGCCGCCUCGUCCCCCUGCACCCAGCCUGCGUCUGGUGGAUGGCCCCACCCCCUGGCAGGGACGGGUACAGAUCCUGCACAAGGACCACUGGCGCUCCGUCUGCACCAACUCCAGAAACUGGACAGCGCCGGACGCGCGCGUGGCAUGUCGUCAGAUGGGUCUGACGGGCGGCGAGUACUCGGAGUGGUACCCGUGGCUGAACGGUACCCGCCGCCUGCUCUACGAGCGGCCCCAGUGUACCGGUACAGAGGCGCGUGUACAGGACUGCCACUGGGAUACCCGAGCCAUGGGAGCCGGCAUAUGCGAUGAGCAUGCUGACCUGGCGUUGCGCUGCCUGCCCGUAUUCGACCUGACCCGACCGGCCGCCCACUGGCGCGGCCUAAGGUUCGAGCGGGCCGACCACACCAAACUGCUGACCGCCGACGACACGCUCUACCAGAAGUUCUCCGAGUCCAAACUGUACCACGUGGAUGUGCUGGGAGCCGGCAUGGGGCUGGGCAGACAGGCACACGCGGCCAUUGAGAGUAUCGGCGUGCCUCCGCGUCUGUACGGUGUAACGGUGCGCCGAUCGGCCUACGGAGGCAUUAACAUUACUUCGCCCGACUCGCUGGUUAUCGUCAACAACUGCACAGUGGAGGAGAACGCGGGUAUCGGCGUCUACAUGAACACCUCCACGGGCCUAGCGCGCGUCCACGACUGCCGGAUCCGCGAUAACGGGGCCGACGGUAUCAAAUUUGUCCAGCACGACAUUCAGAUCCCGCGCCGGGAGGUGGACGGCACGCCGGUCACCGACUUCUGCAGCUCCGGUACCAUCGCACAGCAGAUCUUCCCCAUCUACACGGUGGCACAGCAGUUCAAGACCAGUUACCGGCCCAUUCAGUGUCAAAAGCGUUUCCGCGCGCGGCCCGGCCUCGUGCUCACUGUCAACUUCCUCUACCUGAUGAACGAACGGGACGACGACGCCCAGCUGAGCUUCUACGAUGGCACGUCAACAUCCUCCCCACUGCUCGGGACGUUCAAGGUCCGUAACGCCACCCGGCCCCAGAGUCUGGUGACCACCCGUCACCAGCUUCUGGUGACGUUCUCGGCGCUGAACCGUACCCAGACAGAGGUCAUCAUGGCCAUCACGGCCGGAGAUGGGAAGACCCACGACCUGAACGUCUCCAGCUGUGACGUAUCCAACAACAACGGACGUGGCAUCGCCGUCGAGAACCUGCGCUCGCUCGUCCACGUGCACCGCACGCUCGUGGCCAACAACUCACACGUGGCCGGCGUGCACGUGCUGGGUGGUGCCGGUGAUGUCAACAUCACGUGGUCCCAGAUCACGAACAACAUCGGUGACGGCAUCAAUAUCACCUACGCGGGCGGCAACAAGAACAUUUCUUGGUGUGAGAUCGCUGGCAACUCGGGUCGUGGCGUGUCCCUCUGGUACAAUGAGACAGAUCAUAAGGUGACAUUCAGCCAGGAGUUUGUCCUCGCCUACUCGAAACUCUCCGAGAACGAACUACAAGGCGUGUUUGUCGGCAACUUCUGCCGAGAUUCGUUUGUGAAUAUUAGUGGUAAUGUGUUCCAGCGGUCAUUCUGGGACGCGUUGGAUAUUUGGACGUGUCAGGAGGCUACAAAAGGGAAGCUUCUGCUGCAGAUCGGUAACAACCGCUUCCUCAGGAAUGAGCGACUCGGCAUCAACAUCGAACCAGUGGCCAACAUCUUCGGUAACAUCGAGUACAACUACUUCGCUGAGCAGCGUGUGGCCUCAAUGCGAGUGUACAGCGGGGACACGCCUGAAGUGGAGCUUCUACCUCUUGAGCUCAACAUAACCAACAACUACUUCGAGAGGAACAACGGCAUUUACGUGGUGAACAUCGGUGCGUCACAGUAUGCACACUCGUCAGCGCAGCAGAUCCUCUUCAGCCGCAACUUUUUGGUGAAGAACGCCGUCGAGGAGCCAUUUCCCAGUCUGAAUCCUCGUAACCGUGUGGCCGCAGUAGUCACUGUUUCUUCCGCUUCUGUCAUUGUCUACCGCAACAUCAUGGAGAAUCCCGAGUCGGAAUACGAACUGGGCGUGCAUUUUGAGGAUCAGAGCGCUAAUGCCAACGCCUCCCACAACUGGUUCGGCUUCAAGCGAGCCAACCAGGUAUACAGCCGUAUAUUCGACCGUAAAGACCGCUAUAACCUGGCCAAGGUGGACUUCGAGCCUUUCCUGCUGAGUGAGAACGACCCCAACUCAAUCCUGCUCUCGCUGAACGAGCAGUUUGUGCCGAAUUUCGGACCGGACGCGCAGAACGAGAUCGGUGGAGAGAUAGCGGGCCAGGUGAUCCUGCCGGAGGGCACGUUCCGAGUGACUCGGGAUAUCUAUGUCCGGCCGGGCGCCCGCCUGACAGUAGCCUUCGGAGUGCGACUCGAGUUCCAGCACAGCGUUGGUAUGAUGGUGGCCGGCCACAUUCACGCCGAGGGCUCGUCAAUGAGUGAGGAGAAGCGAGUGACAUUCAGUCUGGAGGAGCGCGAUCAGCGGGACAACGUCAGCCUGGCGCCCGUCAGACUGGUCGGAGGGCGCACCGAGCGAGAGGGACGGCUGCAGGUGCUGAUUGACAACGAGUGGGGCACGGUGUGCUCGCGCGGCUGGAGCAUCCUGAAUGCGGCGCUGGUGUGCCGCCAGAUGGGAUGGGUGCUCAACCCGCUCGACUGGCAGAUGACGCGCACAGAGAUGCCCCUAGAGGGACUCGACUCGCGCGUGAUGAUGAGCUCUGUGUCGUGCGCGCCGACCGACCUGGACGUGACCCGGUGUCGCCACGAGUCGGCGGCCGAGCUGGAGCACACGUGUCCGCACGAGAUGGACGUGGCACUGCGCUGUUACGACGUCAGUUGGGCGGGCGUUCGGUUCGGUCUGCCCGCCGAGAAAAAUAUACUGAAGAAUGUCUGGAUUGAGAGCGCGGGACUUAUCGAUCAUGCGACGUACACGUUUGGACCAGCGCUGCGGAUGGACUUUAACCACCACGUGCUGGAGUCGGUGGUGCUAACCGAUAACGACGGUGACGGCCUGGGCAUCAUGUACUCGGACACGUUCAAGAUCGACUCUGUCAACCACCUGAAGCGGGUGGAGGCGCGCGGCAACCGCGGCCACGGAAUAUCACUGCGCUCACUGUGGCUCGAUAUGACAAACUGUCUGGUGGAGGAAAACGGCGAGUCGGGCAUCCACUACAACCCGUCCCUGAGCCGACACGAGCAGCGGGAGCUGAUCGGCUGGGCCGGCCUGGUGCGAGAGAGACGCGUGCUGCUACCGUCAACAUCGGUACGGAUCGAGCUGGACCUGUACCAGCCCACCUACCUGAUCACAGAGGGGUCGGACGAGGCCAUGGAGAGAAUCUUCCAUGUCACGACAUCCCGUGAGAACCUGAUCGGCAUUCAGGUGCUGAACCCGAGCCCGCCGGACUCGUCCGAGGACAUCCACAUCUACGACUUCUACCAGAUCGAGCCAUCGGCCGUGAUCUGGCAGCUGCGCCGCGACUUUCUGGCGUUCCCGGUGAGCUCUGCCAGUUACCAGAUCACGCUGCGGUACAUGACCCGAGGCCCGGCCCGCGGCGGAGCUGUGCUGCUGUUCACCGCCAUCAGACGUUCUGAUGUGCGGGAGCUGCGUCUCACCUCGCUGCUACGGUAUGAGGAGGAGCGGGGACGGGUGCCUCGGCUGCGGCUGCACAACACGCUCGUCAGGAAAAACCGAUACGGCGUGUCAGCUCUGUUCUACAGCAGAUACCGUGGCGACCUACACGAGCUCUUCCUCCGAAAAUCGAACGUCUCUAUCGAGAUGUACGACUCUGAGCUCUCGGGUAACCGCGAGGAGGCGGUGUUCUACCUGUCUCCGUUCCGAGAGGACGUGUCUCACAACAUCUCUGAGGUGACCACCGUGAUCAACAGGACGCGGAUCGACAACAACGGAGCCGGCAUCAGGCAGUUCUCCAGGGACCUAUGGUUGUCCAACAACCUCUUCCACUGGGUGUUGGACAACACGACCGUCACGUCCAACCGGCGCGGCGGCCUGGACGUCUCUCUUCCCUACGUGUGGCGCUACAACGAGAACUUCACCCACUCCUUCUACGUGGCCGACUGCACCUUCUCCGGCAAUCGCGACUUCCAGGCAGUGGUCGGAGGCCACUUCGCGAGACUCCAGAUCCUGCGAAACACUUUCCAGGAUAACAUCUGUAACGGUGGCCUGCUAGCGGUGCGUGGCAUGGAAAAGGAGCUGCUGAUUUCUAGGAACGUGAUCCGUCGGAACACGGGAACUUUCAUGGUGGAAGUGGCGGUGGACAGUCAGUCAGAGAUUCUCGGUCACGUAACUGCCGAGAUCACCCGUAAUGAGGUGCGAUUCAACGAGCAGCCGCUGUCCGGCAGGGCGGUGCACGCAGCGCCGAGUCACGUGCUGGCGGUGCGCGGCGUACAGCGUGUCAAUGUCACAGAGAAUCUACUGGGACGCAAUCAGAUGGACUACGAGUUCCUGGCUGGGACUCACUCGUCCAGUCUGGCCACAGAACUGAUGGCUAGCCGAAACUGGUGGGGGACGAGAAACCCACACGAGAUCCGGGAACGCAUCUUCGACUUUGAUGACUGGAACAGCUAUGCGAUCGCGCGAUUCAGUCCGUUCCUGUCGAGGGAUUCGCUGGAUGCGCCGGAAGAGUACGAGUACGAGCAGGAGCACCAGCCCGAUCUGGACAACCUUGGCGGCAGGAUCAGGGGCAACUUCACACUCCGGUACCGUCCGCAGCCCUACAUUGUUCGCUCGGACAUCACCGUCAUGCCAGAGGCCACGCUGCGCCUGGAGCCGGGCGUCACACUCGAGUUUUACUCGUCCGUCGGUCUGCUGGUCCUGGGCACCCUUCUGGCUGAGGGUAACCCUCGCCAACGCAUCACCCUCCGUCCCCUCACCCGCGAGCUGCAACACUUCCGCGUGGGCCGCGCUGUGGCCCAGCGGCAGCUGUGGGGCCACGACGAGAGGCCGGCCAGGCUGAGGCUGUGUACCGCUGGGAAAUGUGGAGGCUCGGAGGGAUUUCUGGAGCUGUUUAAUGCCACCACGGUGCAGUGGGUGCCGGUGUGUGACCGGCGCUUCUCCGAUCGGAACGCGGAGGUUGUGUGCCGCCAGCAGGGCCUUCCGUCGGUGAACGUGCAUCUCCGCCGCGGAAAGCGCACAGAGUUUCACGCUGGAUCUGUCAGUCUGGUCACCACCUGGCCUGAGCUUCUCGAGUGUUCGGGACAGGAGGAGAACCUCGGUCAGUGUCGACUCCGUAUGACUGGCCGACCGGGCGAGCCCGCUCCCCGCUGCCACUGGGAAGACGAGUAUGUGUUCAUCGCGUGUGGAGCGGCCGACGCCAACGCCACGGCGCGCGCGUGGGGAGGCGUGAGGUUCUCCACGCCAACCUUCGAAGUUCAGUCGUUCUUCGAGCGGCUUCACGACGUCCACACCCACGGCCGCGGUCGGUCACGUCAGUCGCGUCUGAGGUUUGUGGAUGUUCUCGGCGCCGGCUGGCUGCAUGGGGAGAAGUCUCCAGCGCUGCUCAGCGUGGCCAUAUCGCCCGACGUUCGUGCGGUGAAUGUGACUGGCAGUCUGAGCGAUGGCGUGACCGUGGUUAACCCCACGCGGACACUCGACUUCAUGCACCUGUGGGUGCACAAUAACCUCGGUAUUGGCCUGAAUACCAUCAUGCUGACCGGCGAGGCGCGCAGCUCCGGACGAAGCUCGUUCGUUCCACUGCAGGAGGUGCCCGUACCGUACAACCUGUUCGGCAUGGUGGAUAUGUGCGACGCCCACAAGGAGAUAGUUGUCCAAGAAAGGAUACUGCUUUACUACAAGUACGACAACCGGCCGGUGGACUGUGUCAAAAUCUUCACCUCGUCGGCUCGCAUCAAAACGUUCGGAUUCAGAUUGCUGCAGUUCAACCUGGUCAAUUCAACCGAUGAGCCACUUCUGACACCGGACUACAUCCGGCUGUACGAUGGCGAUAUCUAUAACGUGACGUCUCGACAGAUGGCGCAGCUGUCGGUGGGCUCGUCUGAUGGCGCGGUGUUCCAUGUGACCAAUGAGACCUCGAUGAGCGUUCAGCUCCAUGCGAGCGGCGCCGGCAGUCGGCACGGAUUUAUCGCUGAAGUGGUGACGCUGCCAGUCUCCAGCAUCGGAUUCAGCCGAUAUGUGCGCCACAACGUCUCCUACUCUGACAUAUCGUCCAACGAGGGCGGCGGCAUCUCCUACAUGAACGCCGGCGAGAUCAACCCGACGCUGACACUGGAGUGGAACCGGCUGAUGGACAAUGGUCGGAGGCUGUACGGCAACUUCACGUCGAGUCGCGCCGCCGUGCUACUGGACGUGCAAAACACCCAGCACCUCUACUUCACGAACAAUAUAAUCCAACGUAACCAGGGCGGCCUGCACAUCCGGGCGGACUCUAACGGGCUGGCCACGGCGCUGAAGGCCUACAUCUACCUGAACCUGUUCGCCGACAACCUGAGCUGGUCCACCCUGUACGUGGAGGGUCGCAAGACGUCCCCAUACCAGGAGGCCAUCCUGUACUACAACUACUUCACCCGGGCCAACUGCACCUUCCAGAACGUGCUGGAGUUCAACCAGGUGGUUGCUAACUUCAGCUACAACCUGGUGCACAACAACCGCGGCUUCCACAUCAUGAAGGUGUCUGGGUUUGAGCGGGUCCACCUGCCCAUCUACCAGAACUUUGCGCACAACGGCUUCAUCAUGAACUACGCUACUGACCGCGAGGAGCGUACCACCGUGCUGGCGGGCAGCGCCGGCCAGCAGUACGCCGAUAACGUUCUGGUGAACAUUGACAACGACUACGAGCUGGUUACCAUCAACCGAACAGAGGAAGAUCUAAAGAUUUCAAACUACAGGUACGAGGUAUGGCGCACUCCACUGGAUGCUCGUCACAACUGGUGGGGCUAUAACGAGACUCUGGCCAUCCAGGGACGGAUCAAGGAUAAACUGGACGGACAGGGACUGCUCAGAGUCGACUUCAGCAACUUCCACAUGAACAACCGCUCGCUACUGAGCGGCAAGUGUCCGCCGGGAUGGACGCUGGUCGACACCACCUGCUUCAUGUACAUGCCGGCGCCCAUGAACUUCACUGAGGCCAAACAGUUCUGUCUGGACGAUAACGCGUCGAUGCCGUACCUGAACACCGACUACAGCGGGCUGGUACGGUACAUCCGCGGCCGCCAGGAGCGCUACAACUGGCGCCUGGACCGGGUCUGGGUGCAGCACCUGGACAUUGUGGAGGGCUGCAGCUACUUCGUACAGCAGCGCGUCGUCACCGGACCCUGCGAGCUGCAGCUGCCCUUCCUCUGCGAAAUGGACCCGCGUGUGACGGCCGACCCGCUGUCGUGGACCCGCGAUGACGUGGUGAUUGGCGUCCUGGGCGCCGGAGCGGCCGCCCUGCUCUUCCUACUGGUCAUCUGCGGCCUGUGGGUGGCCAAGUCGCGUCACAGACACAGGGAGAAGCUGCACCGGCGUAAUAGCAUCCGCAGCAGUGUGCGCAGUACGCGCUCCCUGGCCAGCAGCUUCUCGGAUGUUUCCGGAGGGACCGGAGGGUACCGACGCCGGCCCAAUCCGAACCCGAUGCCGGACGGCGCCACGGGCGGCAGCGUCGACUCGAUCGCCAAACCGUCGUUUGACGAGACCCACUCGACGACCACCUUCGACGAGCGGUUCGCGCACGACCCGCGCCUCGAGAACGCCAACGCCGACGCGCUGGCCCGGCCCACGUUCGACCUCGGUUACGAGAACCGCGGCUACCUAGACCGCUCGACAUUCACGUCUCGCGUGCCCUCUCCCUGGGAGCCAGCGGGAGCGGGUGCCGCCGUCGACAGUUACGACCAGAAAAUGGCCGUGGAGCUGGACGACUGUAAGCCCAGCUCUGUGGCGGACGACUCAGGCGCCAGUGACUCGACUCUGGAGCUGAAGAGGCCGUUUGGGGACGAGGAUGCAGCCUCCGACACAGUACCCGUGUAUGAGGGUGUGCCGGCACGCGGUCCAACCCCGCCAGCAGCGACGGUAGCGCGAUCGGCGGACCCGUUCCCUCGCUCAGCCAGCCUGGCGUCGGAUGACUACUUCCAGCAGGGAAGGACUCGAUCGCAGCCGCUAGAGACGGCCAUGUGAGGUCUGACGUGAUAGGUCUGAGUGUGACGUCAUACUAAGAAGACUCAAGUGUGAUGUCAGGGUUAGUGGUGGUGAGACGGCCAGUGAACAUGGCGCGACAUCUGUGAUACGAGUAGUUCCGGCGUCCGCCGCUCGUGGCGCUGUAGAAGCGUAGUAAACGUGACUAUCGGCCCAGCAUGGCUCACAGACAUUCCAACCAUGGCUGGGUGGGACAAUCAUGAAGAGACGCUACUAGAUAUAUUGAGUGUUUUUUUAUAUACCAUCAUUCAUCACUGCCUGUUAGAAAGCAGAUAGUGUCGCUGAUCUGCUCAAAUGAUCUUGCUGUGUGCGUGAACGAUAUGGUUGGAUCUCAUGUCAGCUGGCGUGCUUGGUGGGAGGCGAGGUAACAUCGGCUCCAUGUUGUUCCAAACUCAUUGUUUAGAAUUGUUGGCGAGAGUGCUCACAUAAGUGGAAAUGCGUGUCUUUUGUAGCUGAUCCAAACCUGUGAUCACAGAUCCUUCCGCCCAUCACGACUCGCGGAGUCACGAAUCACGACUCUCAGAGUCACGAAUUCCCAGUCCGUCCUCCAUUGAUAGUCAUGUGUGAUAUGUGAGCCGAUAAUGUUUUGCAGCAACUGAUCGUAAGUAAUGUAAUGAAUCAUUCAAUCUGGAUGGCUUACGGUAGCAUGAGUUGUGGGUAGAUCUUCCUUCAAAACGACCUCAGAGUUGAAUGUCUUCUCGCUCAAACCAAUCUGUUGGUUUCAAACUGUAUAUAUGUAUCAUACUCUCAUCGCAAUAUGUCGAUUUAUACACCACAAUUUAUAUUGUUUUAUAUAUCUUGUACCUUCUGUUCUUUCUUGCAUGCUCAUCAUUGUGUACUGUAUUGAGAGUCUCUGCCGAUACUGUUAAUCGUCACGUUAUACAUUGCGCCUCUGCUGCUUACUCGAUCCUUAUAACCAGUGCUAAGACAUGAGUGGCUCUUCAGUCGAUCUGACUACCGUCAUGUACCGGUGAUUACCUACUGGCUGAGAUCAGUUUGCCGGCCGAACGAAUAUUUUCCCGUCGGGCCGGUCCGGUCAAUGGCACAUCAGCCUAGGACCGAUCUACGAGGCAAGUUUGAGAGACUGGCCAACUUACUGUGAAUUGCACAUUUCGUAUGAAUAUACAUCUACGAUGCUAGUUA
Molecule: messenger RNA, 9698 nt
Organism: Amphibalanus amphitrite
Lineage: Eukaryota; Metazoa; Arthropoda; Thecostraca; Balanomorpha; Balanidae
Product: protein bark beetle-like
Exons: 33
Coding region: 87-8537 (2816 amino acids)
Cellular component (GO): membrane
Source: RefSeq, a predicted model, not a curated record